Messenger RNA from Leptomonas pyrrhocoris, 744 nucleotides. RefSeq lists its product as hypothetical. The record is from RefSeq and is a predicted model, not a curated record. NCBI's taxonomy places the organism in Eukaryota, Euglenozoa, Kinetoplastea, Trypanosomatida, Trypanosomatidae. The transcript has a single exon. The coding region runs from base 1 to 744 and encodes 247 amino acids.
AUGACGGCGCCGUCGCCCGACACAGUCAGCAGCCCCAACGGCUACCCGCUCGCUGGCACCGUGAGCAAGGCCCUUCUCAUCGUCGCACCCGCCUUCGCCCGGGAGCGCGAAUUUGUGCAGUACCUCAAGUACAAGCUGUACGACGCUGGCUUCAUCGUCGUGCGGGAGGAGUUUCGCCUGCUCAACUACGAAGUGACCUCGAAGUUGUGUAUCUGCAUGGACGCACCGUCGCCACUGCAGCAGCAGCAGCAGCAGCCCUCCUCCACCGAGGCCGACGGCGCGGAAGGCGAAACACAAAAGCCCGCACCCGUCCUCCCCGCCUCGCUGCUCUCCGCGCCGGAGGACCUCGUGGGCACGGCGUACCUCUUCGUUCUCGCCCGCACGAACUGCCACGCGCUGCUUCAGUCCUUUGUGACAACGCAGCUGUGCGGCGAGGACGCGGAGGUGCUGGAGACGUUCCUCGAGGAGCACCACACGCAGCGUCGCGAGCUGCCGUUUUGGAUCUCGCAGACGGCGGCAGGGGCGACGCGGUCGGUGGCGCUGCUCUUCCCCCGCAUGUUAGCCGAGGACGUGCCAUCGUCCGCCGUCUCGCGCGAGUACGUGCAGGCGAACCUGAAGCAGGCGCUGGUGCCGGCGCUGACGGAGUUGGCGCGGCAGAAGCCCGAGGACCCGCUGCGGUGGCUGGCGAUGCAGCUGUUGACGAGCAACGCGCAGUCGCCGCCGAUGAUCUCGACUUUCUUGUGA